Bradysia coprophila is the source of this 1698-nucleotide messenger RNA. RefSeq names its product nuclear FMR1 interacting protein 1 (gene Nufip). Gene Ontology annotation, biological process: box C/D snoRNP assembly. Gene Ontology annotation, molecular function: RNA binding. The record is from RefSeq and is a predicted model, not a curated record. NCBI's taxonomy places the organism in Eukaryota, Metazoa, Arthropoda, Insecta, Diptera, Sciaridae. Gene Ontology annotation, cellular component: nucleus.
UUGUUGUUGUUGUCAAGCAAAACGUCAAAAACAUUUUUUUUUAUUUUGAAAUGUGCGUUUUGCUUUGAGGUUUGAUUUCUGAAUAAAAAAAGGACAAACACACAAUGACAGACAACAAUUUUCUUGUGCCUCAAAGUAAAUCCGAAACGAUGCCUGCCAAGAAAUUGCCUUGUCCAUUCUCGCCAGCAGGUAUGCUACAACCGAGUCAUUUACAGCCACCACCAAUGUUUGGUCCACGAGGGACAACUAUACCUCCCAAGCACCUAGCUUCAUAUGCACACUUUAAAGUCAAUCGUUCACAACCCCGUUCGGCUGUCCACCACAAAACGUUUAACAACCACAAUCGUCCGAAGGACUCGGUUCCACGAUACCAGAAUAACUUCAACAAUGAUAAUCGUCCGAGAGGACCUCAACGAUCGCCAGGAUCUCGUGAAUUUUGGUGCGAACCUUGUGACAGAGACUUCCGUUCGCUAGACUUGUUACAUGAACAUAAAAGUCAACAUCAAAAAUGUGGCAUCGACGGAUGUAAGUUCGAAGGACAUGAAAUGAUUGUCAGCAAGCAUAUCACCAUGCAGCAUAGCACCGGACUGUACGAGCGCUUGAAGAAUCUGGAUACACCAGAAGAUAUACAGAAGUGGAGGGAGGAACGUCGAAAACGAUAUCCGACAAAAGAAAACGUUGAACUGCGACAACAGAUGCAGGAGGAGAGAAAUAAGCGAGGCGAGAAAUUGAACGAUUCCAAGGCGAGAUUUGGUCGACAGUCAGAUCGUAGACGAUGUAACAAUAAUUCGACAGAUAGCAAUCGUGCGGCAACAACAGAUGGAAAUCGUGCUGCAACAGAACCAAAGGGAGAAGCAAAUUCGCAAAAGAAAGGCAGAGAAGGGAGGAAGAAACGUCGCCGUCCUAACAAAAAGGUCGUUAAAAUUGUUGAAGAGCCGGCUGGUGAAUGUGAUAAAAACGAAAACGUCGAAGACGUCAGCAACAAUGGACUUCCAAUGUUUCGAGGAACUUCUCAUCUGAAAAACUAUAAAAAACGAAAGGAAGUACAACCGAAAAAUGCUCUAUCUAGUCUGCUGGGAGCGUACGAGUCAGACUCGAACUCGAGUGAAUCAUUUUCGGAAGAUGAAGAAUCCUCCGACGAUAUGGAUAGCCCAGUCACGACACUUACAUCGACAGUUAAGUCACAAAGUGAUUCUGUUGCAGAUACUUGCAGCACUGAAGUCGAAGUGGUGUCGAAUGAACAAAGUUCUGUUGUGGAUAAAUGCAGAGAAGAUUUGUCCUAUGAAGAUAAUGCCGACGACAUGAUCUGCGAUCCUGAGUUACCCGAAAGCUCUGUUCAGACCGUUGACGACGACAACGACAUGGAUGAAUUGCCUAGCGAAGAACGUAUUCUAAAAAUGGAAUCGGACGUCGAUUCUUUACCACCGCUAGAAGCCGCAAAAGUUGUUAAUCGAAGAACAAAGCCAAAAGUCUUGGAUAAGCGGCUGUCGAAGAGGCCUACUGUUAUGGACCUGUCGAAGAAAUACAGAAAUCAGAAUACGAUGCUGGAGAAACUGCUUCAAAACGAAAUCCGACACGAGAGAAAUGUUUUGUUGCAGUGUGUACGGCAUGUUGUGAAAGAGAAUUUUUUUGGAGUUGGUCAGAAGCCGGUGGCUACGUCGACUAUUGAAUAAAUCAUUGAUAUCAAUGUAAAAAGCA